Molecule: messenger RNA, 561 nt
Organism: Arabis nemorensis
Lineage: Eukaryota; Viridiplantae; Streptophyta; Magnoliopsida; Brassicales; Brassicaceae
Source: the annotation of a GenBank genome assembly
AUGGAAUCGAACGGUAGUGAUCAUGCAGACAAUCGAAAAAGCAGGAGCAAGAGCAGGAGCGUUACGAUGAUUGUUUCGGGAUAUGACAAAUCACUUCCUGAGGAUGAUAUCAAGAGCUUGUUGAGUGAACAUUUCUCUUCAUGUGGAGAUAUCACAAGAGUUUAUUUUGCUGCAGACGUUGAAACCGAGAUUCGCAACAAACAUGCUUUCUUUGAUAUCACCGGAGAAGACGCAAAAGAGAAGGCGAUGCAACUUAAUGGAAGUGACAUGGGAGGACGCAACUUAGUUGUUAAGGUUAUGCCGGCUUCGACUAGAUUCUGUAAAAUGACUCCUCAAAUUGCUGUUUCUUGGUUCGACCAAAGCGAGAUCUCACGCAAACUGCCCCGUGCCGAGGUUGUUAUGGUUACGGGAUAUGACACUGCCCUUCCUGAAGACGAUAUCGAGAGCGCUCUGACAAAACAUUUCUCUUCAUGUGGAGAGAUUUCUAUCGGCAAAGACAUAGACGGCCCUGGUCUUGCCGAGACAGCUGUUGUUUUUAUUUGGGGAGAAGACAUAGCUUAG